This is a messenger RNA of Sphaerodactylus townsendi, 9116 nucleotides long. It is a transcript of the gene TSPOAP1, whose product is annotated as TSPO associated protein 1. The transcript is spliced from 32 exons. Bases 140 to 6301 code for a protein of 2053 amino acids. The record is from RefSeq and is a predicted model, not a curated record. Gene Ontology annotation, molecular function: protein binding. NCBI's taxonomy places the organism in Eukaryota, Metazoa, Chordata, Lepidosauria, Squamata, Sphaerodactylidae. Gene Ontology annotation, biological process: neuromuscular synaptic transmission.
CCGGGGGUCGGGGGCAGAGCUCGGCCCGCCGCCCCUCCGAGCCAGCCGGGGCUCGAGCUGCUUGAAGCAUGUGCAGGGGGCCAGGCCAGCCCCCGCCGGCCGCCCCUGCAGUGCAGGCCAGCGUGCCACCCAGGCUGUGAUGCCUGCGGGGCUGCGGCUGCGGAGCCCCGCCGGAGGAGGCCAGGGCGCCGCCGGGAUGAUGCCCUCGCCGGAGAGCCGACAGAGCUGCCCGCCCGAGCCCGGUGGGCACAGCCCCGGCGCCGGGCACCCACAGCAGGCGCGGGGAAGGGGCGCGGAGGGCGCUCGGGCGACGGGCACGCAGGAAGGCUCCGGCCACGGCCAGGCGGAGGGCUCGGGACAGUACGGUGUGAGCUAUCGGUGUCUUUUGCGGCAAAACCAAGUGCUGCUCACCGCCCUGGAGGAGCUGCAGUCGCGAUGUGCCGGACUGAAAAAAGAGAACAGCCUGCUGCGCAAGACCUGCUUCCCAGAGACACAGGAAAAGGUGAAGCACCUGAAGAGGAAAAAUGCCGAGCUGGCUGUCAUAGCCAAGCGCUUGGAAGAGAGAGCCAGGAAGCUGCAGGAGGCAAACUUGAGAGUUGUAAAUGCACCGGUCGCUGUGAAGGGCUCCUGCGCCGGGCUUUGCAAGAAGGCGCUGGCCCGCCAGCGUGCGACAGACCUGAGAGAGCAAGCCAGCGUGCUGCUGGCCAAAGAUAAGCAGAUCUGUGCUCUGCAGCAGGAGUGCCAAGAACUGCAAGCGAAAAUCAUGACCCGAAAGGAUGGCCCACCUUGCCUCCCUCUCCCAGACUUCCACCAUCUGCUCCGGGAGUCUCAGAAGGAGGUGUUGCGUCUACAGAGACAGAUUGCGCUGAAGAAUUUCAAGGCCUCUCUGAAUUCCCGGAGCCGAAGACCAGGCAACGUUUCCUUGGUUGGCAAGACUGAGUCACCUGUGACAACCGAGCCCUCUUCCUCCGGUGGUGGCUGUUCUCCUCCAAGCCAGCCACAGCCAGGAGCAGAGUCAUCCUCUGCAGGGGAAACCACCUGCCAGGCAGGCCCAGGAGUGCCCACGUGUGAUGGAGAGGACACCCAACUUCUGAAGAAGGUGAUUGCUGCAUCCCCUGAGGUCAAACAGCAGAUCCAGCAACUGGAAUCUGAACUGAGAAAGAAGCGGAAACAGUGUGAAAACCUUGAGCAUGAAGUGAGGAAGAAACAUAAAAGAUACGCGGAGCUUGAAAUUCAGCUGCAGGAAGUUCAGGGUGACAAUGCCCGAUUGUCUGAGGAGAACGCCGUGCUUCAUCGUCAAGUGGAAUGGACAGAGAAGAUUGAAUCUGAAAAUGCUGACUUGAGACUGCGGGUGUCGGUGGUGACGGAAGAACGAGAUUCGGCUCUUCAGAAAUCUCUGGAUCUCCAAAACAGGCUGGAGAGUCUUGGGCAGGCGUUGAAGCACAUGAGAGAUGUCGCAGAACGAAGGCAGCAGCUGGAGGUGGAGCAUGAGAAAGCCCUGCAGAACUUGCAGAAGAAGCAGGAUGAAGUUCGGCACCUCCAGCAGGCACAGGCUGAGGCGCGGAAGGAGCACGAAGGAGCCGUGCAGCUGUUGGAGAGUACCUUGGAUUGCAUGCAGGCCCGCGUGAGAGAGCUGGAGGAUCAGUGUCGUAGCCACACAGAACAGUUUAACUUCCUCUCUCAAGAGCUCCGACGUUUUCACCAGCAAACCGAGAAAAGUGGCCUUCGGUCGUCCUCUCCUUUGGUGGCUUCUGAGGUCUCUUUCACUCCCUGCCUGAUAUCUCCGCAGCUUCUAGAUGGUCGCAAGGAGAGAGAUCCAGAAGUUGUCCCCGUGCCUCCUCAGUGCAGCAGAAAGGGUCACAACGAAGGAGUUGGAGAAUCCUCCCCCAGAGCACCUCAGCAUGCCAGUCCUGUGGUGUCCGUUGUUGCCAGAAGUCCGGAUUCAAGCACCCCUCCUGUCUCCUCAAAGAAGUCGCUCAGGCAACUGGAGUCGCAGUCCAGCUCUUCGAGAUCGGAGUCCAUGCGCAAUAGUUCCAAAUCCUGUGCCACGCCUGAGUUGGACACUGCCAGUGAGAUGGAAGAGCUGGACAUCGAUAGCGUCUCACUCAUCCCAGAGCUGGAACACCAGGGUCCAGUGAAGCUCCACGUCUUCUUAGUACGAUACAGCUACAACCCUUUUGCCGGUCCUAAUGAGAACCCCGAGGCUGAACUCCCACUGACGGCUGGCGAAUACAUCUAUAUUUAUGGAGAAAUGGAUGAAGACGGCUUCUUCGAAGGAGAGCUGAUGGACGGCCGGAGAGGCCUGGUCCCUUCCAACUUUGUGGAGCGCAUUUCCGACGAAGACCUCGUCACCUUCCUGCCUCAGGAGCUCCAUGACCUCUCUCAAAGCUCUCCCCUUGAGAGAAGUUUCCUCAGCAUGAGCCUCAGCAGCGGGGAGAGAAGCGAUUAUUCGGCCGAGGAGCUCAGUAUCAGUACAGCACCGUCCAGGCUAGAAGGAGGCCAGGAAGAAGGCGAUAUCACGGCAGUGCCUUACCCCAGGAAGGUGACUCUCAUCAGGCAGUUUGGCAGUGGCAUCUUAGUCGGCUGGGAGCCACCCCUUCUGCCUGCCGGCUGCUCAGACAUCCAAGGCUACAACGUUUAUGUGGACGCAGAGCUUCGGCAAAGCACGAAGGCUGGGUCCCCAACAAAAGCCAUGCUGGAAAAGCUGGACUUGAAAACAAAAGUCUACCGCAUCUCGCUGCAAAGCGUCUCGGCGGAGGGGAGCUCCGACCGUCUGCAGUGCACAUUUCUGGUGGGACACGGCGCUGCCUUAGCCCCCACGCAGCUCCAGGUACGGAACCUCACGGCCACCUCGGCGGAGAUCUCCUGGUUGCCGGGCAACAGCAACUUCUUCCACGUCGUGUCUCUCAAUGGGGAGGAGUGCGACACAACAAAAAUGGGGGUCUACUGGUACACUUUCCGCAAUUUGAACCCGAGCACCUCCUAUGUUGCCAGAGUAGAAGCCCAGCUUCCGCAGGCGCUCUGGGAACCAACUCCAGAGAGGCCAGAACAGCCGUCGUGGGCAGAGAUCCACUUUGUAACAACUUCAGCAGGGUCUCCGGAUGCCCCUCUGGAUGUCCGAGUGGAGCCGGGUCCCUCCCCUGGGAUACUGGCCAUCAGCCCUUCACCAAGAUCACCAUUGAUACUGAAGGAUAGUCCAAAUGGGAGUCUGAUGCAAGCUGCAUACGCAUUGUGUGCUGACAGGCAAGAGGUGAUGGAAGUUACCUCCCCAACAGCCGGCAGCGUCUUGAUAGACAUUUCCCAACUGCAGAUCCUCCAGGUGUGCCGGGAAGUGUCUGUAAGGACGGUAUCUCUUUAUGGAGAGUCAGCAGAUUCGGUACCAGCCCAGAUCCCAUCGGCCUUGUUAGGAGACGUUGGUCGCUCUUCUUCAUGUGUGCCAAGCUGUCUCCCCUCUCAGCUUCCCCAUGGGGAGACGGAGGCUCCUCUCACCCCACAGACCUCCCAGGAACAUAGUGUAGACCCAUCUUCCAGGGUUCAUAAUCCCGUUGCCAAAUUCACCUCUGGGCCUAAUAUCAACAGUGAGGAUUUUGUGAAUUUACCUCUCGCAGAGAUGUCCCCAGGCAGAUGUUCCAUUCCCACCAGGACCUCUUCGACUCAUGUUCUUCAGGAAUCAACAGUAGAAUCAGGAUCCAUGCCAGGAGAGGACCCCAAAGCCCUUGUUCUAGCUGCAAACAGUGUAGAAGCAGAAGAUGUGGGUAUGCCCAGGAAGGAACCUGGAGAAGGUAACCAGAAACCUCUCCUUGUGGCUGAAGAACCAAAGCCAGAGAGGCCAGGCAGUGGUGCUGGGCACCUAGAAGCAUGCAAAGCCUGCUGUGCGGAACAAGAACCAAAAGAGCCGUUGCCUGAAAGUGGAGCUGAAAACACUCCGAGCUGUCUGGGCUCAAAGGCGCCGGUCCUUGGAGAACAGGCGACGCAGUGGGAGGACAACUCCGGAGACACGGGCCCAAGCGACAAGCAAGGCUCAGAACAUUUCACUGGGACUUUGGGAAGGAAGCUGCUGAAAGAAAUCUCCAGGGAUGACUCCACCCUGACUGUGUCUCGGGUCAGAAGAGAGGGAGAAAAAAGAAUUGAACCUGGAAAUCGUCCGUUAAAUCUCCUGACUGAUCACAGCCGAGGAUCUGACCUCUCUGACAUUAUGGAGGAAGAGGAGGAAGAGGAGGAGGAGGAAGAGAAUCAUCAAGCAAGCAGGCAAGGGGAGUCGAAAUGGGAUCCAGUGGAACACCAUAGCCAAGAAAAUGGAGAGAAGCAGGACCCAGGAGACACUGAUAGCGACGAGGAGAUCCUGGAACGGAUUCUGGAGAUGCCGUUGCAAAAGAAAUGCAGCAAAGCCCUUUUCAGCAUCCCGGAAGUGACGGAAGAGGAGGAGGAGGAAGACUGGGAGCAUGUCCCGAAGAAGAACUUUUCGGCCCCUCCAGAGAAGGCCACGGAUUGCCUCCCAGAGAGGCCUCCAUCAUACGAGGCCAGAAGGGUGAAGCCUUUCCCUCCGGGGAGUUCCCCACAGGGGGGUUUGCCAAAAAGAAACCAGGCCGUCCCAGACCAGAUCUUGCCGGAAAGAGACCUGCCUCAGAAACUCACGGGGGAAGAUAACGUGAAUGAAAAUAAUGUUAACGAAGGACCCGUUUGCCCUGAAAUUUCCAGCAGAUGGAAUUGGGAGAGUCAAGAGAAGAGGCUGAGGCCUAGUGGAACAGGAAGAACCUCCCCGUGGAAGAGAUCUGAUCGAUGUAAAGAGAAGGCCCACAACCAAACACAGGCAAACCGGAUGAGAAAGAGAGAUGUCCGAGAGCGCGGGCGCUCCUUGCUGGGCUGUUCCCACCAGAGCGGUGGAGGGGGCCUGUACCGUACCCAGAGCCUGAAGGAGAAUUUGGAUGUGAUAACCAGCUUGGGGCUGGAGGAGACAUCAGAGCUGUACAGCUGGGCCAGGCCAAGGACCUACCAAGCAUCUACCCACGAGGUAGAGGAAGGAGGCCUCCGAGGCCUACCCCUCUGUGUCAGCCCAGAAAGUCUGGAAAUCGACAUCGAGUACGACUCCGAAGACGACCAAGACCUGACCAUGACUUCCACCCCGGUGAGCCAGUUGAGUUCGGACGGGAGGGCUGAUGGGUCGCCCACAGACUGUGAGGACGGCUGGAGUGACUGUUCCAGCCAGUCAGAGUCAAUCCGAUCCAGUGGCCCCAGGGAGCUGAAGAGAAGCAAUAGCUGGGAGGACGAGAGCACGGAGUGGAUCGGGUCCCCAAGCCAUUCCCCUGGGCGUCGCUGCUGGGAGAAGAGGACCUUGUUGGGCUCAGAGGAACGGAGCCGGAGCCUAGAGCGGAACCCCUCUCUCUGGAGAGCCGUGCCCGAGCGCCCCUGGAAGGGGGGACCAUAUAUGACGGUGCAGACGCGGGUGGCAGGUAAUGGGGAUUCUGUGUCACCAAAGUCAAUGUCCUGGCAGGCCUCUACCAGAAGAGGGCGAAGGCCCCAGAGGAAAAGGCACGAAGAGGAUCUUCGCACUGCUAGUUCUGGCUCUUGGAAGAGUCCCCCCUCUGAAACAAUGGACGACCGGGAUUCUGUGCGGCUGUUUGUGGCCCUCUUUGACUACGACCCGGUUUCGAUGUCUCCAAAUCCAGAUGCUGCAGAAGAGGAACUCCCAUUCCAGGAGGGCCAAAUUCUAAAGGUCUAUGGCCACAAGGAUGCUGAUGGCUUCUAUAGGGGAGAAUGUGCUGGGAGAGUGGGGUACAUCCCGUGCAACAUGGUCUCUGAGGUCCAGGUGGACAGGAACACCACCAGGAAGCAGCUCCUACACGAUGGUCACAUUCCUGCCAACAGGCUGAUGGAAAACCUAGGGGAAAGUGCAAACUCUCCACCUCCUCAGAGAACGCCAGUCCGUCCUCCAAAGCCCCAGAGGUCCAAGAAAGUGGCACGAGACAUGCAGGAAGGAGGAGAGACCCCUCAUUUGGGAAUAUUUGAAGGCCAAGAUCUCAGCUCUGAGGAGGAUACUCCAAGAAUGAUGGUGGCCAUCUUUGACUACAAUCCCAAGGAGAGUUCUCCCAAUGUGGAUACGGAGGCUGAGCUAAAGUUUUGCGCUGGGGACAUUGUGACCGUACUUGACUGCAUGGAUGAUGAUGGGUUCUAUUUUGGGGAGGUCAACGGGCAGAAGGGGCUUGUGCCGUCCAACUUUCUGAAAGCUGUGCCGUCUGAUGGUGUGCUGCCUGGUGGGUCAAGGCUUGGAAGGCAGAGAACACGGAAGAGAAGAGUCCAGUGACAGAGGCGAGGCAGACAGCCAGUGACAGAGAGACCAAGAGAGAUGAGGUGAAAUUAUCGGCUUUCACUAGACUGUGGGUAACAGCUCCAUUUUUUGCCUGGAAAGCCGAGAUGUUCCGCUGCCUCAUGCCCUCAGAACUCCUCAACCCCAAGCCCUUUGGGGAAGAAGAUGAGGCAUUUCAAGGACUUGAAUAAGAAGGACAGACAACUGCGAUCAGGCAGCCAAGAGAAACACAGAACCGCUGUGUUUCCAUAGCUGUAAUCUGGACCCCCAAAGAGUCUUGGAAGGAGGGGAAUUCAGAUUAUGAGACAUUUACUAUAAUGGCAUUUUGCUUCUCGAGAGUGUGGGAACAGUUUAGAACUCCAUACAAGGAAGUUGGAGCUCUGGAGGUCCAGAAAGGAGGGUGGGUUUCCUAUAGGAAUGUACCACUCAUCAUGUCAGUGUGAGGUUUUAACUGUGAUGCGGUUCAAUGGAUGUUCUCCAUCUUCAUUAUCCCACAAAAGGGGGGGGGGAUUCCUUUGAUUGGAAAUCGGAGCUCCGGUUUUAAAACCUUUGCUUUGCGGCUCUCAGAAGCUCACGUCUUUUGCACUCAGAUUUAUUUCCUUUGUUGCCUCCCACCAACAACAUGUAGUCAGAAAUGGCCAAGAGAAGCUUUCUGUGGGGCAAUUCCCCAACCCAAGAAAGGAAAGGAGGAAGUAUCCCAUUUUGACCCAGGGCUCCCUUCCACUCGUGUCUCUCAACAGGAGAUUCAUACCAUUAUCUUCACACAAAUUGUCUUUUUUUGACAUGGUGACUUGUCAGUGUUUCUUUUGGGUAAUUCGAUAAUGCUAACAGGGUGCCUUGGGAGACAAUCUUUCCUCACAGUUUUGCCAUACUUUCGCACCAGAUCAGAAAUCUGGAGAAGCAGGUGGUGAGCUUUAUCACUUGGCAGGAUGCUAAAUGGACCACGUGGUAGGGAUGUGUGGAAACCAACCCCUCGCAAAUUCCAGUACCAUCAGGCCUAUUUCGACUUCGCUAGAAAUGCCUCCAACGAAGCAGGAACGUAGAAAUCCAAGCUUUGCCUUGGACAUAAUUUGACGGCGUUCCAGCCGGAGGACUGGCCAUUUUGGUGUGCUGUGCAGUGUGCCCUCGCUAGCCCUGGUUGCCGACAGAACAGAGUCUACCAAGUAACUUGGGUCACAGUUUGUUAUUAAAGCCGGCUCUAACGAAUGGUAAGAUUGGGCAUGUGCUGGGGUUCCUAGAGUGGGAAAGGGCCUACAGAUGCCCCAACUAUGGGACAUCCUUGCUUUACAUGGAGUUCUCUAGAAAGUCAAAGGCAACUUGUUCUUCUUAAGGGUCAUGGGAGCCCUUUCAUAUCCUGGUGGCAGCACAGGUAUGUGCUUUUUGUGUGUGUGGAGCCCAGAUGGAGGCCUCUGACUCACCAGGAAACACUUGGGAUGUUUUGCCUGAGCUGGAAUUUUUUUAGGGUGCUUUGGUGGCAAAGCUGGUGGCCUGUUUUCACCCAGUCACGUGGACUAUGCAGUUUGAGCUAUUUUUGACCACCAGAUGAAGCUGCCUUAUAUCGAAACAGGCCAUUGGUCCAUUAGGGUCAGUAUUGUCUACUCAGACUGGCAGUAGCUCUCCAGCAUCUCAGGCAUCAUCAAUUGCUGCCUAGUCCAUUCAACUGGGUGAGGCGGGCUUUGAACCUGGGGCCAUCUGCAUGCAAAGCCAGUGCUCUGUCACUUAGCCACAGCUCCUCUCCACAGUGAUGGGAGAACUGAGGCGGAUAUAGCAAUUCCCCUUUGCUGCUUAUUAAGUUUCCCAAGAAGUCAGGAAGGAGGACGGUGGGUUAAAGGGGCCAUUGGCCAGAUUCAGGACUUUGGGGUUCUCUAACAUGUGUCAGUCAUGACUCACAGUCUCUUUGAUAGCUCCCCUUUUUCUUUCCACCCAGUUGUCAGGCAAUGUAUUGGAGCAUUCAGGUGACCUAAUUUGAGCUGGCACCAAAUUUUGCUGGGGGGUGGGGGAAAACAACCAAUUCCAGACUGAUUUGGAGACUGAAGCUCAGGUAGACCACUCAAUAAAUCCCCACACCCCAAAAGACUGGUGAAAUAUCUCAUUAUUUUUGCACACUUCCUUAUCUGCAUUCCACUGAAAAGACAAAAUUAGAUUUUCAGUCAAGGUCUAUGGUGUAAUCUCUUUCUCACUAACCAGACAAUCUGUGGUUGGUUUGGAGAGGUGAAAAAAAUACACCCUGGAGCUUGAGUUGGCCAGAAUCCUGGAUUAGGGCUAGUUGCCGAAUUCCCCCUUGACUGAAAAUUCAAGGUGAAUUUCUGGCACGGGCAGAAGACCCGACGAAUCGUAAGGAAGACAAAGAGUUUUGACCGUGCAUGCUUAAGUACAUGGGCAGUUGGGGGGGUGCCCUACAUCCCUACCUACCAUUGUGCCAAAUGAUUAAGGUGACCCCAAAUGGCCUUGUGGCCCUCUCCUCAGCUCUGCCUUACUUGACUCUUCCAUCUGCUGAGUACUUUUAGCUGAGGGGCGGGUGGGAUUUGGUGAAACACAAUCCUGGGCAGCUAUGCCCUGGCUUGAGACUUGGUUUCCUUGUGCUGAGGAGAGGUCAGUUUUCAAGGCCAAGGGGCUUUUAACAAUGUGUUUGGUUUGUCUCCCAUUUUGCCGCCGGUGUGUCCUCUGCAUGUUUGUAGGGAGGGGGAGCCAUUCUUGUUCCUUUCACUCUGGGCCGUUGCCAGGCGGGAGGGAGUUGGGUUCGGGUGAACUCUGUUUUUAUUUUUGAAAAAGCCUAAUUUAUUACAUUAAAGUCUAUUUUCACACAAAAAAA